AGUCCGAGGGUACUUUUGUUGUUGUGCAUUCUUGGGCUCUGGAAAACAAUCCUUUAUCAAAGUGCUGGAAUUGACUGGUUUUCUGGAUUCCAACCCCGAUUCACUUCAGUACACUUCGAUUCCAUAAUGUCAUCCCUUCGAGAAAGCAAGCUCGCCUUCAUUGGCGGUGGCAACAUGGCUUCGGCCAUUAUUGGCGGCCUCCUCAACCAGGGCAUCACGGCACAGAACAUCAUUGUGUCAGAGCCAUGGGAUGUCAACCGGGAAAAAAUUGCCUCUCUGGGUGUACAGACCACCACCUCAAACGUCAAUGCAGGAGGAGACGCGGAUAUGGUCAUUAUUGCCGUGAAACCCCAGGUCACCAAGAGUGUGUGCGAGGAGCUCGGCGCUGCAUGGUCGCAACGUACCACAUUGCCCGUUGUUGUCAGUAUAGCUGCAGGAAUCACCCUGGAGAGCCUGAAACAAUGGCUUCAAACCAGUGAUUCACGAACUGCACAUAUCGUCCGUGUCAUGCCCAAUACUCCUGCACUAGUCGGCGAGGGUGCCUCGGGCCUUUUCGCGAGCUCGGAUGUCACCGCCGAUGAGAAAGCGCUAGUCAAUGCCUUGCUCCAGAGCGUCAGCAAGGCGACUGAGUGGGUGGAUAAGGAAGAACUGUUGGAUGUUGUGACCGGUUUAUCCGGAUCCGGUCCUGCAUACUUCUUUGCUAUGGUUGAGCAUUUAGUCGCCAGCGCAACGGCACUAGGUCUACCAAUUGAGCAGGCUACUCGCCUGGCUUCUCAAACAUGUCUUGGAGCCGGGAAAAUGCUAGCGGAGUCUUCUGAUAGUCCUGCUCAGCUCCGAAAGAACGUUACCAGUCCAAAUGGCACCACAUAUGCUGCGCUUCAGACCUUCGAGUCCUUGGACUUUAGCGGAGUUGUGGACAAGGCCGUCCAGGCGGCUACAUCGCGCGCAGCUGAGCUGGGGAAUACCCUAGGCAAGUUAUAAAUGAGACUAUGGAAAGGUUGCAGAAGAUAUUUAGAGGGAUCCUGCUGUAAGCAAAACAUAUUUAACUAACAUCAAAGAACAAAGUAAGAUUCAAUGAAGGAAGGUUAUAGAUGCACAACCUGCAGCUGAUUAAAUAAAACAAUAAAAUACAGAGUACAUGCACAAGUGCUCACAGAUUAGAAGGCCAUGCAAAAUGAUAUUCAAAGCUUAUUUCAGAUCUGUUGAGUCUGUCAUAUAUCCCACACUAGCUUUGAUAAUUUGCAUGACAACCUCGAUCUCCUCAUCACUUCGAGGUGCAUAAAUCAGCAUGUACUCAAACGGUAUUUUGGGGCCUGAUGCAAGCCCAAGAUACUUGAACAGACUCGAACCAGCAAGAGUAAAGCGU
Messenger RNA from Aspergillus ochraceoroseus IBT 24754, 1366 nucleotides. RefSeq names its product pyrroline-5-carboxylate reductase family protein. The record is from RefSeq and is a predicted model, not a curated record. Lineage: Eukaryota; Fungi; Ascomycota; Eurotiomycetes; Eurotiales; Aspergillaceae. Gene Ontology annotation, molecular function: pyrroline-5-carboxylate reductase activity. The transcript is spliced from 2 exons. The coding region runs from base 127 to 981 and encodes 284 amino acids. Gene Ontology annotation, biological process: L-proline biosynthetic process.